AUGGGUAACGAAAUGUACAGCUCCCCGUCGGGAGCUAAAUCCCUGAUUUCUGUCCAUACUCAAGAUUAUGCUCUCGAGAUGCAAAAGUCGCCUUUUGGCGCAGGCACCAAUGCGAUUGCAUUAGAAGACGGUCACAAACUGAAAAAAGACUUGAAGCCAAGACAUAUCACCAUGAUUGCCAUCGGAGGUGCUCUGGGUACUGGUUUGCUCAUUGGUACAUCUUCUGCUUUGGCCGGUGCGGGUCCAGGAGGUGUCUUAAUCUCCUACUCUUUAGUUGGUCUUGUUGUUUACUUUGUUAUGUGUGCUCUUGGAGAAAUGGCCAGUUUCAUUCCUCUUCCCGAAGGUUUUGCUGGUUACGCAAAGAGAUAUUGCGACGAAGCCCUAGGUUUUGCCGUGGGUAUCAGUUAUUUGUGCAAGUACUUAAUUGUCACUCCUAAUCAAAUGGUUGCUGGUUCUUUGGUUAUGCAAUACUGGGUUUCCCCUGAAAGGGUCAACCCUGGAGUCUGGAUUGCCAUACUUCUUGUUGUGGUGGUGAUCAUCAACUACUUUGGUGUCAAGUUCUUCGGUGAGUUCGAGUUCUGGCUUUCUUCGCUGAAAAUUCUUACGGUGCUCGGUCUUAUUAUCUUGCUGCUUUGUAUCAUGCUCGGUGGAUCUCCAACUCACGACAGAAUUGGCUUCAGAUUCUGGCACCACCCAGGUGCUUUUGCUGCACACGCCCACAUCGAGAACCAGGCUACCGCAAAGUUUGCUGGUUUCUGGUCCGUCAUGGUGACUGCUGUUUUCGCCUACCUCGGUACAGAACUGGUUGGUAUCACUUUCGGUGAAGCUAGAAACCCAAGAUACACCAUCAAGAAGGCUAUCAGACUGACCUUCUACCGUAUCCUUGUGUUCUACGUGUGCUCUGUGUUCUUGCUCGGCUGCUGUGUUGCUUACAACGAUCCUAAAUUAUUGGCUGCCAAAAAGGCUUCCACUUCUGCCACCGCCUCGCCAUUCGUGGUGGCCAUCAAUAACGCUGAUAUCCGUGGACUGCCUCAUUUGAUCAACGCCUGUGUUCUGAUCUUCAUCUUCUCGGCCACCAAUUCGGAUCUCUACAUUGCAACCAGAAACGUUUACGCUCUGGCUGCCAACGGCAUGUUCCCAAGAUUCUUCUCGAGAACUAACAAGAACGGUGUUCCUAUUUAUGCACUGAUGUUCGCAAGUGCUUUCUGUCUGCUUGCCUUCAUGGUGUGCUCUUCUUCCUCGUCCAAGGUCUUCAACUACUUCGUUAACGUGGUGUCCAUCUUUGGUCUGCUCACCUGGAUCUCCAUCUUGGUGACCUACCUCUACUUCACCAGAGCUGUGAAGGCCCAAGGUUACGAUAGAAAGAAGUUUGUCUACUACGCUCCGUUGCAACCAUACGGAACCUGGUUCGCCUUGUUCUUCUGCUGCUUGAUCGCGAUUACCAAAUCGUUCGACGUGUUCAUUGCCGGCUUCGAUUACAAGACGUUUAUUACCUCGUACAUCGGUAUUCCAGUGUUUUUGAUCUCGCUGUUCGGAUACAAGAUUAUCAUGAGAACCAAGACUGUCAAGCCAGAAGAGGCCGACCUUGUCACUUACAAGGACGUCAUCGACGCCGAGACGGAGGAGUACGAGCUCUUGGAGGAGAAGAAGGUUGCUGCCAGAAACGGCAAGAAGGAUCUCGGCUGGUUGUACGACCACUCUGUUGGCUACCUUUUCUAA
Messenger RNA from Ogataea philodendri, 1719 nucleotides. RefSeq lists its product as uncharacterized. Gene Ontology annotation, molecular function: amino acid transmembrane transporter activity. The record is from RefSeq and is a predicted model, not a curated record. NCBI's taxonomy places the organism in Eukaryota, Fungi, Ascomycota, Pichiomycetes, Pichiales, Pichiaceae. Gene Ontology annotation, cellular component: membrane. Gene Ontology annotation, biological process: amino acid transmembrane transport. Bases 1 to 1719 code for a protein of 572 amino acids. The transcript has a single exon.